GUGGAUUUAAGAGUUGAUGUACCUUAACAUUAUAUCUAGGGAAUAUGUGCCUUACCAGAAUGUGGCCUCGAUAUUUACUGUGGUUCGCGCACGAACAUGUUGACUUUCGUCACGCCGAAAUAAAGUCUAUUUUAUCGAUUUUCAAUAUACCAAUAAGGUUCAUUGAAAAGCCCAGUUAUGAGCAGCCAUACUGGAUUGUGGAACUUCCUGAUGAAGACAGUGCUAAGAAGAUUGCUUCCCGGUCCGUUUCUUUAAAAACAUGCAUAGAGCUCUGGUCUAAAGCAAAAACUAAGUCACAGUUACACAGCAACCUGAAGAAAUCACUAAUAAAUGAGUCUUCAAAGUGGAUUACUUCAGAGACUAAUAACUUUGACGAGACAGACAUUCAUGUGUGCCCCAACAAGUUGAUAAAAGAUUGGUGUCCUGAGAAUAAGUCAUUUAAAAUUGAGGUGGAGACUUUCUGUAGACAUUUCACAUUGAAAGAGAAAGUUGAAAAGAUUGAGGAUUUCAGCUAUCUGCCCAUGGGAGGGCCGGUGAGGCUCAAGAACCCUGAUGUGACCCUCUCCUAUCUGGAGUUCUAUGGAAUGGACCCCAAUAACAUUCCUGAUGAACCAUAUGAAGUUUUCUUUGGAAGAUUAAUAGCGGAAGGUCAGCGUGACCUGAUCCAGUACCACUCACUGAAGAAGCGCAAGUUCAUCGGCAACACCAGCAUGGACGCCCAGCUCGCACUGCUGAUGGCCAACCAGGCCCAGGUCAACAAUGGAGACAUUGUUCUUGACCCAUUUGUUGGGUCAGGCUCUUUGUUAGUGGCCGCUGCUCAUUUUGGAGCCUAUGUAUGGGGUUCAGAUAUAGACUUCAUGAUGCUCCAUGCUAGGACCAGACCCACCAGGGUUGGGCAAAAGGAAAGGACAAAUGAAGAGAGCAUAAGAUCCAACAUGAAACAGUACAAUACAGAGUCUAAAUACUUGGAUGUAGCAGUCAGUGAUUUCUCUCUACCAAUGUGGAAGGAAGAAUUGAAAUUCGAUGCUAUCAUUACAGACCCACCCUAUGGAGUAAGGGAAGCGACAGAGAAGAUCGGAAUAGAGCGAGAGAACUAUACGUUGUCCGAAGAUCAUUUACCUAAUCACAUUCCGUCGAAAGUGGAGUAUGGCCUACCACACAUUUACAGUGAUUUGUUGAACUUCGCUGCCAAAUACUUGAAUACGGGAAGACGGCUUGUUUGCUGGUAUCCUUUAGUGAGAGAAGAGUACUCCCCUGACCAGCUGCCCUCGCACCCGUGUCUGCAGCUGGUGGCCAACUCGGAGCAGGUGCUGUCCAAGCUCACCUCGCGGCGGCUGCUGACGUAUGAGAAAAUAGCUGAUAUGGACGCUGACGUGCCUGCUGAUAGUAAUGGCGGCACGCAUAAUUUUAGGGAGAAAUACUUUUCGUCGGGCGAAGUGUCCCGAAGAGAGAGGAAGGAGAGACGCGCGGGAGAGGUGGCCGCCUACCAGGAGAGACUGCUCAGGCUAGAGGCCAUGGGGCAAAGCAAUAAUGUCACUUAAUAUCUAAGCCUAAGGUUUAUGUUCACUUGUAGUAAAAAAGCUAUGAUCAUCGGUAAUCUUCACGUUUUGAGCUGUAAAUGCUUGCGUAGUUUGGAGUUGUAAUAUUAUAUGUCACAAAUAGCGUUAUUGAUUCAACUAAAAACAUGAAGAUUGUCGAGGAAUCGACAGGAUUGUAAUCGGAAAGUGUGACAAGUUCAUUACCCUUUUUACGUGUUUAU
Messenger RNA from Plutella xylostella (diamondback moth), 1759 nucleotides. Its product is annotated as tRNA (guanine(10)-N(2))-methyltransferase TRMT11. Gene Ontology annotation, cellular component: cytoplasm. The record is from RefSeq and is a predicted model, not a curated record. Lineage: Eukaryota; Metazoa; Arthropoda; Insecta; Lepidoptera; Plutellidae. Gene Ontology annotation, biological process: methylation. Gene Ontology annotation, molecular function: nucleic acid binding; tRNA (guanine(10)-N2)-methyltransferase activity.